UCAUGAUAACACUCUGUCUGAAGAAGUCCACCGUUUCCCUUGCAUACUUUACGUGAACAAUGGAUGUUCCAGUGAAGUUGGCCCCUAGUCUGCAGGAAACAUAUCGACAUGUUACCUACGCAUACACAAAAUCUGGAAUAUAUUAAUUCCUAAAAGGAAUAUAUUGAUUCCUAAGUUCCAAGAAAAUAUUUUAGAUGGGAUGGAUGGAUUUCUUUAAAGGCCAGCACUGAUGUUGGACCACGCACAAAAUUUUUGUAAAUAAGUCUAAUAUGCGAAAUUUCACCACGCGAUAAUAUUUGCAAUUCUGUAACUUAAAUACUUAUCUGUACUAUAUAAAGUUAAUAUAAUAUUCGACACAUAUGUGAAAUAAAAAACGCGUAAAAGACCCCUGCUCGGUGAAAAGUUUGUCUGUUUUAUCCUUUGAUGUAAAAUCAAAUGUGUUAGGUCGAUACAAUAAUAACCUCCAUAGUUACAAUUGCCGUUUGCUCUCAUUUGAAAAACGACGAAGGAAAAGUGUCAGAAUGUGAAUAGAUACUAAACUAUGUGUAAAAUUCUGUAAAUUUUGCAAUUUACUUAAUAUAUAAAAAUGGCUACCAAAAUAUCUACUCUAUCUACUGCAGACUUCGAAGUGUUUGGCAAAGUGCAAGGUGUUUACUUCAGAAAACACACUCAAAGGAAAGCUACCGAACUUGGACUAAAAGGAUGGGUAAUGAACACUGCCCAAGGGACCGUUAUCGGACAACUCCAAGGUCCUCAGGAUGCUAUAGAGGAUAUGAAGAUAUGGUUGCAAAAAAUUGGAAGCCCUAAAUCGAAAAUUGAAAAGGCUGCAUUUAGAAACGAAGGACCAAUAAACAGUUGUGCUUUUAGAGCUUUCGAAAUACGACGAUGAACAUUAUUUUGUAAUCUUUAAUAUAAUUUAACAUAUAAUGCAUAUUUAUUUAAAAAC
Galleria mellonella (greater wax moth) is the source of this 946-nucleotide messenger RNA. RefSeq names its product acylphosphatase-1-like. The coding region runs from base 587 to 889 and encodes 100 amino acids. The record is from RefSeq and is a predicted model, not a curated record. The transcript has a single exon. Gene Ontology annotation, molecular function: acylphosphatase activity. NCBI's taxonomy places the organism in Eukaryota, Metazoa, Arthropoda, Insecta, Lepidoptera, Pyralidae.